GACCCAAAUUGCACCCCGACUUCAAAUUCCAUUGGGGUGUGGUGAAAUAAAUAAAAAUAAAAUAACGAUUAGUCUUUCGAUGAUUAUCGAAUCCGACUACUGUCGUAAAAUCAAGGACAGAACACAAGAAGAAUAAAAAGGAAAAAGAAAAAAAGCAGAAGACAAGAAGAAGUUGGGAGCAGCUGCAAAAGGAUGAGCAGAAAGAAUAGAGGAGAAGAGAGGGAAAGGGACGAGGUGUCGGAGUUGAUUCAGGCGGCGGAGGACGAGAUGCUUCUGAAGCUGACCGUCAACUCACACAUGUCCCGUGGUUCCUCUUCCUCCUCCAACAUCGAUCCUGAUCUCGAACGUCGAUUUCAAGCCCUCAAAUCCUCCUCAUCCUCAAAAUCAAAAUCAACAUCAACUUCAACAACACCCCCACCACCACCACCAAACCCACCAACCGUUCAAACUGAUGUUGAUGAUCACAAUCUCCUCGCCAGAUUCGCUGCACUCAAGAAGACCUCUUUGCCCUCUUCUUCUUCUUCAUCUUCUUCAGGUAAUCCCCAUAAAUCCUCCGCCGAUGAUUUACCUGAUCAGGCGGGUAAUAAUGAUGAUGAAGACGAAGUCCAGAAGCUGAUUAGAUGGGCGAUUGAUGCUGCUCGACUUGAUCCUUCUCCUCCCUCCGACAUCGAUGAUGACAACGACGAUGAUAAUGAUGAUAGUGAUGAUGGUGAUGAUGAUGGAAUGAAUAGGGAAAAGAAAGGUCGGCGAAAGUAGAGUUUACAAUAACUAGGCACAUAGCCGGUAGAAGCGUGCAUAUACCCAGCUUUGUCAGAGCGCGCUAAGCCUCUAAACGCCAAAUAGAGCCCUCAGACUCAUGCUUUCCUCAUAGGCUUCAGGUUCAGUGAAGUUAUUUUUUUAGUCAUUGAAUCGUAUUUGUUUUUCUACUGGCAAUUAGUUGACAUACUCUAGACUAUAAUAUAAUUAUAUCAUAUUUGAUGGAUCAUAUUGUUUAAUUUUAUCAAAUAUUUAGCAAAAAUCAUGAACUUACUGGUGACUACUUGUAUUAGAUGCUUAAAUGCCAAAAAUUCACUUUUCAAUUAAUGUUAUUGUUCCAAAAACUCGUACGAGACUUUGGCACUUUAGUCUAGACGGCUGGAAUUCGAGCAACUAUUGACUUUUGACAUGAAAUUGAUUUCCAAUAUUGUGACAUUGUCUUUAGAAACCAUAGAAGAGCCAAGAUCUCGGCAGGACGCUUAUCAGAGGGUCGUUUGGAGUUGAUUUACUCAUAUGCAUGCCUUCCUCAUAUAAUGAUUUCUUGAUAGAUGUUCAUAUACUAUCUUUGUCCCUAUUUAUUGAGUCUUGCUUUCUGGAUAUUGCUUAUGCUAAUGUAUAAUAGUUUGUGAAUGAUCUAGUACCAUAUUCUUGGGGCUGUAAGAUGCCUAGAUGAGGUACCCUUAUGCUAAUGUAUAAUAGUUUGUGAAUGAUCUAGUACCAUAUUCUUGGGGCUGUAAGAUGCCUAGAUGAGGUACCCUCAUAGGUAAAACAACUUCUUUGAGAAACUGGAAUUACAACAUCCAUUUGUAUGACUGCAAGGCCUUUUUUCAUAGAUUCCUAAUUCAUUACUUGAUGUGUUAGCAUUAUUUCAGAGAGUUUGAUAAACUUUUGGAGCUAUAUUAAGCAGUUACUUAUUCCUAAGCAGGAGUUUACAAUAACUAGGCACAUAGCCGGUAGAAGCGUGCAUAUACCCAGCUUUGUCAGAGCGCGCUAAGCCUCUAAACGCCAAAUAGAGCCCUCAGACUCAUGCUUUCCUCAUAGGCUUCAGGUUCAGUGAAGUUAUUUUUUUAGUCAUUGAAUCGUAUUUGUUUUUCUACUGGCAAUUAGUUGACAUACUCUAGACUAUAAUAUAAUUAUAUCAUAUUUGAUGGAUCAUAUUGUUUAAUUUUAUCAAAUAUUUAGCAAAAAUCAUGAACUUACUGGUGA
Molecule: messenger RNA, 1962 nt
Organism: Cornus florida
Lineage: Eukaryota; Viridiplantae; Streptophyta; Magnoliopsida; Cornales; Cornaceae
Exons: 2
Coding region: 193-756 (187 amino acids)
Source: RefSeq, a predicted model, not a curated record